AUGAAGAACGGAGACAAGAAGUGCAAAGAGAGGGAGAGACAUGCACUCCUCACAUUCAAACAAGGCCUUCAAGAUGAGUAUGGCAUUUUGUCCACAUGGAAGGAUGAUCAAAAUGCAGAUUGCUGCAAAUGGAUGGGAGUCUUAUGCAACAACGAAACAGGUUAUGUUCAAAGACUUGAUUUGCAUGGUUUGUAUUUAAAUUGUGAAAUCAAUCCUUCAAUAACUGAGUUGCAACAUCUAACAUAUCUAGACCUUAGUUCAUUGAUGAUUAGAGGUCAUAUCCCAAAUUUUAUUGGCUCCUUCAUCAAUUUACGAUACCUUAAUCUCUCAAAUGCCUUUUUUAAUGAGAAGAUUCCUUCUCAACUUGGAAAACUCUCACAGUUGCAACACCUUGAUCUCAGCCACAAUGAACUCAUUGGAGGAAUCCCUUUUCAACUAGGGAAUCUCUCAAAGUUGCUACAUGUUGAUCUUAGUCACAACAUGCUCAUUGGAACAAUCCCUCCCCAACUCGAGAAUAUUACAUGGUUAGAAUACCUUAUACUCGGUUUCAAUUCUCAUCUUGAAAUCAAUAGCCAAAGUCAAGGCAAUGUUGAAUGGCUAUCAAACCUCCCUUCAUUGAGAAAAAUUGACUUGACUAAUGUUCUAAUUGUCAACUAUUUUUCUUAUCACACCCUACAAUUUUUAUUGAAGCUUCCAAGCCUUGAACAAUUGUAUCUAAGUGAAUGUGGCAUUUUUGAUGACAAUAUUUUUCCUUUAUCUGAUUCCCAUUUGAACUCUUCUAUUUCUCUUACUCUCCUUGAUCUAUCUUGGAAUGAAUUGACGUCAUCAAUGAUAUUCCACUUGGUGCUUAACUACACCUCUAAUCUUCAAGACCUCUACCUUUCUAAUAACUUUGUAAGAGGUACUAUUCCUGAUGAUUUUGGCAACAUAAUGCAUUCACUUGUGAAUCUCGAACUCUCAGACAACAGUCUAGAAGGCAAGAUCCCAAAAUCCAUUGGGAGUAUAUGCACCUUGCAAAAAUUUGCAGCUUUUGAUAACAACUUGACUGGAGAUUUGAGUUUUAUCACCCAUAGUAACAAUUUUAAGUGCAUUGGAAAUGUAUCCUCUUUACAAGUGUUAUGGUUAUCAAACAAUACAAUUUCAGGUUUGUUACCCGACUUUUCAAUCCUCUCAUCUUUGAGACGGUUGUCUCUUAAUGGCAAUAAGUUAUGUGGAGAAAUACCUGCAAGCAUGGGAUCACUUACGGAUUUAGAGAUUUUGGACCUGGGAGUAAACUCUUUUGAAGGUGUCGUCUCUGAAUCCCAUUUCACUAACCUCUCAGAAUUGGUAGACCUAGAUUUGUCUUACAAUUUGUUGAAUGUGAAGAUUAGUGAUAAUUGGGUUCCUCCGUUUCAAUUAAGUUAUUUGCGUCUAACGUCUUGCAACCUGAAUUCUAGAUUUCCUAAUUGGCUCCAAACACAAAACGACUUAUCUGAGCUUUCCCUUUCAAAUGUAGGUAAUUUGGCGCAAAUACCUCAAUGGUUUUGGGGAAAAUUGCAAACACUAGAACUAUUGAACAUUUCAAACAACAAUCUCAGUGGUAGGAUUCCAGAUAUGGAACUCAAUCUAACCCAUUAUCUUGAACUAGAUUUGAGUUCAAAUCAACUCGAAGGUUCCAUUCCUUCUUUUUUACGACAAGCCCUAGGACUACAUCUCUCCAAUAAUAAAUUUUCAGAUUUAACUUCCUUUAUAUGCAGCAAAAGUAAGCCUAACAUUUUGGCGAUGUUGGAUUUAUCAAACAAUCAAUUAAAGGACGAGUUGCCUGAUUGUUGGAAUAAUUUAGCAUCAUUACACUAUGUUGACUUGAGCAAUAACAAGUUGUGGGGAAAUAUUCCAUCCUCAAUGGGUGCUCUUGUUAACAUAGAGGCUUUGAUUUUAAGAAAUAAUAGUUUGAGUGGACAACUUACUUCCUCAUUGAAGAAUUGUUCAAACAAGUUGGCUUUGUUGGACCUUGGAGAAAAUAUGUUUCAUGGUCCAUUACCUGCAUGGAUUGGAGAGAGUUUACGGAGGAAUCCCAACAUGUGUGAGUAA
This is a messenger RNA of Medicago truncatula (barrel medic), 2070 nucleotides long. Its product is annotated as receptor-like protein EIX1. Gene Ontology annotation, molecular function: protein binding. The record is from RefSeq and is a predicted model, not a curated record. The coding region runs from base 1 to 2070 and encodes 689 amino acids. The transcript is spliced from 2 exons. NCBI's taxonomy places the organism in Eukaryota, Viridiplantae, Streptophyta, Magnoliopsida, Fabales, Fabaceae.